ACACCGCUAUCAGUUUGUUGUUCAGAAUCAGUUCAGCUGAUAAACCUGUUCCUCCCGAGGUUGAACGGUACAGUUUGUUCUGUAAGCUAUUAUUAAAGGAUUCGGUUUAUUGUCGAUCAUUGUUAGUGUCUUUCCCGCGGCGCACAUGGCGAAAGUCUUCGUGUACGGGACGCUAAAGGAAGGCCAGCCCAACUACUUCAGGAUAAAGGAUAAGGCCGAGUUCGUGGCUCACGCUCGCACCGUUGACCCAUACCCGCUCGUGAUCGCAACCGAAUACAACAUCCCCUUCCUCCUGAACGUCCCCGGGACGGGUCAGCGCGUUCACGGAGAGAUCUACAGCGUGGACCAGAAGAUGCUGGAGUUCCUGGACGAGUUUGAAAAGUGUCCACAGAUGUACCAGCGCACACUCAUCCGGCUGGAGGUUCAGGACGGGCCCGGUGGAGGAGAACACAAACCGGAGGCUGGAAGUAGCAUCGAGGCUUAUGUGUACACCACAGACACAUAUGAACCCGAGUGGCUCGAAAAAACAACAUAUGAGAGUUAUAACUCUAACGGUGAUCACGGCCUGCGCUUUGUCGGUCGUGAAAACAGACGCCCUGAGUAACAUUUACCAGGGUUUUACCACACCUGUCAGUGUCACGCAAAUUUAAAUAAAGGAGUAGUUCACUUU
Pimephales promelas (fathead minnow) is the source of this 670-nucleotide messenger RNA. RefSeq names its product gamma-glutamylaminecyclotransferase B. Gene Ontology annotation, molecular function: gamma-glutamylaminecyclotransferase activity. The record is from RefSeq and is a predicted model, not a curated record. Gene Ontology annotation, cellular component: cytosol. Lineage: Eukaryota; Metazoa; Chordata; Actinopteri; Cypriniformes; Leuciscidae.